AUGGCCGAUACCAAGCAAGCACCCGCUGCGGCGGCUGAGGCCAAGACCGAGACGAAGACCCGUCCAACCAUGCCGGACGAGGCCGAAUACCAGAAGAAGCUGAAGAUUGCCGAGAAGGAGCACAAGGAAGCGCUUGACCAGCUGAACGCCAUCAAGGCCAAAAUCGAUAUUGCCAUGCCCAAUAAAAAUAAGGACCAGCAAUCACCGACUCAAAAGCGCCGCGCCGAGCUCAUUGCUCAGGCCAAUGAGAUCCGCCAGAAGCAGGGUGCCGGGAAGAACGCCCGCACCUCCAAGCUCGACCAGAUCAAGCGCCUCGACGAGCAGCUGCGCUCGCGCAUUACCGAGCAGAAGACUGCCCGCUCCAAGGUCAACUUCAAGAGCGUCGAGGAGGUCGACCGUCAGAUCGAGAAGCUCGAGUCUCAGGUCAACUCGGGCAGCAUGAAGAUCGUCGAUGAGAAGAAGGCCCUCGCUGAGAUUUCUUCCCUGCGCAAGCUGAAGAAGAACUUCUCCCAGUUUGACGACUCGCAGAAGCAGAUCGACGACCUCAAGGCCAAGAUCAAGGAGAUCAAAGACUCGAUGGAGGACCCCGAGGCCAAGGCCAUGUCGGAGCAGUACAACAAGAUCCAGGCCGAGUUGGACGUCAUCAAGGCCGAGGGCGACGAGGCCUACAAGAACCUCUCUUCGCUCCGCGAUGAGCGGUCCAGACUCCACAAUCUUCAAAACGAAAAGUACCAAGCCGUCAAGACCAUUAAGGAUGAGUAUUGGCAGCAGCGCAAGGCCGCCCAAUCCUACGAGCGUGAGGCCCGCGAGAAGGCUCGUGAGAGAAGAAAGGCCGAGCAGGAGCGCUACCAGAAAGAGCGGAAGAAGGCCGACGCGGAGAAGUUCCUCGCCGAGGCUAGCGACCCCGCUUACCUCGAGGAGAUCCGCCGCGCCAACAGCCUACUCCAGUUCCUCGACCCCACCCACAAGGUCGAGAAGGCCCCUCUCCAGGCCGACAGCGGCCUCAGCGCUCAGGCUUCCCGUACCGUCGACGACUCCGGUCUCAAGGGCGUCAAGAUCCUCUCCAAGAAGGACCGUGACGAAGAGCUUUUCCCUGCCACCAAGAAGGGUAAGAAGGGCAAGAAGACGGGUGCCUCGGAGGAGAAGGCUGGCAAGUACAGCUGCCCGCCCUCCGUUGUCGAGGACUGCGCUUUCAUGGGCAUCGACCCUCCCAUGAGCCAGGCCGAUGUCCCCGCCGUCGUCGAGAAGGUCAAGGCCAAGCUUGAGCACUGGAAGUCGGACCAGGAGGCCCAGACGCAGCGCAACAUUGAGAAAGCCAAGAAGCAACUUGAGAAGCUCGACGCCGACGAGGCCAACGGCGUCACCAGCAACGGCGAUGCGGUCGAGGAGGUUACCAAGAACCUCGAGGAGACCUCCGUCGAGGACAAGGCAUAG
Colletotrichum graminicola M1.001 is the source of this 1434-nucleotide messenger RNA. Its product is annotated as nuclear segregation protein. Gene Ontology annotation, molecular function: mRNA binding. The transcript has 3 exons. NCBI's taxonomy places the organism in Eukaryota, Fungi, Ascomycota, Sordariomycetes, Glomerellales, Glomerellaceae. The record is from RefSeq and is a predicted model, not a curated record. Bases 1 to 1434 code for a protein of 477 amino acids. Gene Ontology annotation, biological process: intracellular mRNA localization. Gene Ontology annotation, cellular component: endoplasmic reticulum; nuclear outer membrane-endoplasmic reticulum membrane network; ribonucleoprotein complex.